Chrysoperla carnea is the source of this 924-nucleotide messenger RNA. RefSeq names its product mite allergen Der p 3-like. The record is from RefSeq and is a predicted model, not a curated record. NCBI's taxonomy places the organism in Eukaryota, Metazoa, Arthropoda, Insecta, Neuroptera, Chrysopidae. Gene Ontology annotation, biological process: proteolysis. Bases 100 to 858 code for a protein of 252 amino acids. Gene Ontology annotation, molecular function: serine-type endopeptidase activity. The transcript has 5 exons.
UGCCUAAACAGUAAAUAUAUUUUGAUGAUUCAAAUUCAUUCUAAUGAUUUGUACCGUUUAUAGAUGUACCGUCUGUCGUGUGUAGUUUAUUAAUCGAAAAUGAUUUUGAUUGGUGGUUUGUUAUUUUUCGCUAGCAUUACCACAAGCUAUUCAGGAAUAUUAACACCACUAAUCGUUGGUGGUGAAAAUGCCGAAUGGGGUGAUAUACCGUACAUUGUUUCGCUUCGAUCAGAUUCUUUACACACUUGCGGAGGUGUUUUAAUCUCCAAAGAUUGGAUAAUAACAGCUGCACAUUGUGUUACAAGUUCCAUUAUUAAAUACACAAUUCAAUAUGGCGUAUUAAAUAUAUCUUCGAAUGCCAACGAUAAAUCCGUAAUUGAAAUCGAAAAAAUUAUAAUACAUGAAAAAUUUGAUUCAUUUACAACAGAAAAUAAUAUCGCUGCACUUAAGCUCAAAGAACCCGUGAAAUUUAGUAAAUAUGUCAGCGCUGCUGUUUUACCGGAACAAAAUGAAGAAGUACCAGAAGUGGAUAACGCGCUGCUAGCUGGGUGGGGACAACUCUAUACAAAUGGUCCAAUAUCAACACAGCUCCAGAAAGUUGAACUUGCCAUAAUCGAACAAGACUUAUGCCAAGGAUUCCAUUUUUUGCAAAUAUUUGAUACAAAUUUAUGUGCUGGUAUUUUACAAGGUGGAAAAGGUCAAUGUAAGAAUGACGCUGGGAGUCCUUUAACUGUAAAUGGCAAAGUUGUUGGAAUAGAUUCGUGGUCAGGAAAGCCAUGUGGAAACAAGCAACUACCAGGAAUCUUUACACGUGUCGCAAGUUACCGUGACUGGAUACGUUCUACGACUAAUGUCUGACUUUAACAGUGUUCAAAUUGUUAAAACUUUAUUUUAGGGUGUAUUUAAACUUUAAAUAAAAUAAGU